Pieris macdunnoughi is the source of this 804-nucleotide messenger RNA. NCBI's taxonomy places the organism in Eukaryota, Metazoa, Arthropoda, Insecta, Lepidoptera, Pieridae. The record is from the annotation of a GenBank genome assembly.
AUGAUGCCUCUCGCACCGACACCUGUGGUCGCGGUGCCAUCGAAACCGAAAAUUGGAUUUAGUAUAGACAGUAUUGUGGGUGCCGAGAAACAAACUUCGCCGCCGCUCGGCAGUCCCGGGUCGCCUUCGCCCGUCGCUUCACCCCGGAGUCCAUCUCCGAGACCAUUAUUGCGGCCUAGCGCCUUACCAGCUAUGUUUCCUUCGCCUGAGCUGAAGAGGCUACCGUAUUUAGACGCUCAAACCCAUCACCACCAGUUCUUAGCGCAUUUUCAAGGCGCGGCGCUAGCUGCGGCCCUCGCUCAUCAGCAGCAAGGGUUUGGGGCGCCCCUACCUCCGCACCCACCUCCUCACCCCGCGGCCCCGGUGCCCAGGGAGUCGUAUCAGCUGUACCCGUGGCUAAUCAAUAGGCAUGGAAGGAUUUUCCCGCAUAGAUUUCCUGGAGGGCCAGACAUCCCCGGUUUCCUCCUGCAGCCCUUCAGAAAACCGAAGAGAAUCAGAACAGCCUUCUCACCUUCACAACUUCUUAAAUUGGAGCAUGCAUUUGAGAAGAACCAUUAUGUGGUCGGGGCAGAGAGGAAACAGCUGGCACAGGCUUUGAGCUUGACAGAGACACAGGUAAAAGUGUGGUUCCAAAACAGAAGAACAAAGCAUAAAAGAAUGCAGCAAGAAGAAGAAGCAAAGACUGGCAAGUCUAGUUCCUCUGGCAACAAGCCUGAUGAGCAUUUCAACAACUCAUACGAUGAAGAUGAAGAACUAAUAGAUAUGGACAUGGAUGACCUUAGUGAAAGUGAAAAUGAAACGUAA